Messenger RNA from Cucumis sativus (cucumber), 939 nucleotides. Its product is annotated as mediator of RNA polymerase II transcription subunit 15a. Gene Ontology annotation, biological process: regulation of DNA-templated transcription. The record is from RefSeq and is a predicted model, not a curated record. NCBI's taxonomy places the organism in Eukaryota, Viridiplantae, Streptophyta, Magnoliopsida, Cucurbitales, Cucurbitaceae. The coding region runs from base 403 to 786 and encodes 127 amino acids. Gene Ontology annotation, molecular function: transcription coactivator activity; chromatin DNA binding. The transcript has 4 exons.
AUAACUUUGUUUAUCAAUGGCUGGCUGACGCUGCUCACGAAGAAGACUAGAACGAACAGGUUUCUUUCUUGGUUUGCCUUCCACGCAUGGAGAUGCUUCUUGAUCCACACAACACCCACACCCUCCCCUCUUCCACGGCUUGCUAAAUCGCGCUCCCUGGCUAACAAGUUUUCGAUGAUUUAUCUUCUUUAGGUUUCCGCUAUUUCCAGAUAAUUUGACUCAUCAUUCUCUGUAAUCAGCUCCAAAACAAUUGCAGAAUCCAUUCAUUGACCCCACCCAAUUUCUGCCCGAUUACUAUCUCCACCGCCAAUUUCUGACCUUCAUUGAUCCCACCCACCCCACUCCUUGUUAUUGGGGUUUUGGACACACCCUUUUCCAUUUUGGUUGUUUGGGAACUUUUGAAUGGAUAACAAUAAUUGGAGACCUACUCAAGCUGUAGAACCUGGAAUGGAGACCGUGGAUUGGAGGUCUCAAUUGCAACCAGAUUCUCGACAACGAAUUGUCAACAAAAUAAUGGAGACAUUGAAGAGGCACCUUCCUGUUUCUGGUCAAGAGGGAUUGAGUGAACUACGAAAAAUUGCUGUAAGGUUUGAGGAAAAGAUUUUUACUGCCGCUACCAGUCAGUCAGAUUACCUAAGGAAAAUAUCUCUUAAGAUGCUUACCAUGGAAACGAAAACUCAGCCCCCUAUGGGGAAUUCAUUACUAGUCAAUAUUGAAAAUGAGUUGGGUCUUAUAGAAUAUUCUGGUGAAGAUGAAGCAUCCACAAUAACUUGUGUAGAUGGUUGAAGAAGAAUGGACGUUAAAUGUGCAAUUUAUAUGGGAAUAAGGUUGGAUGGAUUUUAAAUAGAUACUUAUAGUAAAUAGUAAUUAAGGUGAUGGGCUCGUCACGAAUCCAUUCAACCUAGUGUGACUUUUUUUUUUUUUUUGAUAAGAGACAAG